Molecule: messenger RNA, 2402 nt
Organism: Andrographis paniculata
Lineage: Eukaryota; Viridiplantae; Streptophyta; Magnoliopsida; Lamiales; Acanthaceae
Product: stomatal closure-related actin-binding protein 1-like
Exons: 13
Coding region: 643-2121 (492 amino acids)
Biological process (GO): regulation of stomatal movement; actin filament organization
Molecular function (GO): actin binding
Source: RefSeq, a predicted model, not a curated record
UCAAAAGACGAAACGGACGUUAAUAUUGCCAUAAUUGGGCAUUCUCGUAAAUAACAGCAAAACCAAGUCCGAAGUUCCAAACGUCGACCUCUGGGGAGCGCGACAGCUAGCCAAAAAGUCCUCCACGCGCGGCGCCCCACGCGCCAAAGACAGCCUCUGAUAAUUGCGUGUCGCCACGCGAAUGGGGACAGGCGCGUGGGCAGUUUGAAUGAAGUAGCGCUUUUAACGAUUCCGACCACGACGCUUUAACCGAGAUGAUUGAAACGCGACUUUAACUGACUUAUUAACGGCAGCAAACUUGAAAGCGCACUUUUAACGCGAAUUUACAUAAUUACCCCCGACGAGGAUCACAGCAGCAAGGGUAUUAAUGUCAUUUCGUACUGGACCAGCGGCGGGGCUGUAUACAGACUGACAGUGGUGGUAUCAAUGGGGAAGGGUGUGGCUGGGGCGACGGAGCUUUUCCCUUUUUUCCCCAUUUUGCUUUUGGUAAAGCGGGCAGAGAUUUCUUCUCCUUAAACAACCCCACCGAACAGAAAUCGACGUUUUUUUUUGAGGAAUUUGUAUAUGAACACUAGCUGCUUCUGGUUGCUGUAAAAGUCUGCGUAUCUUCUUCCGAUCGGUAUUGUAUAUUAGAUCGAGCAAAUGACGAGGAUCAGUCCAGAAUUCGGAGACUCGGAGGUGCCGGCAGUGUGGACAGUAUCAGCUGAUGCAAGUUUUCAGUGUAAUCAGUUUCCGAAGUACAGGUUAGGGGCCAAUAAUGAAGUUUUGGAUGAGGUCAAGGAUGAUAACAAGUGUCCGUCGUUGAAGGAAGCUGUUGUUCAAGAAACUAACCAGCUAACCGAACAACACAAGCGUCUAUCUGUUCGUGAUCUCGCCAGCAAAUUCGACAAAAGUUUGGCUGCUGCAGCGAAACUAUCCGAGGAGGCAAAACUGAAGGAGGUCGCAUCUCUGGACGGACAUGUGCUUCUGAAGAAACUUCGGGAUGCAUUGGAAUAUUUGAAAGGUCGAUUAGCGGGACAAAAUAAAGAAGUUGUGGAGAAAGCUAUUUCAAUGGUGGAAGCUUUGGCCGUCAAACUGACUCAAAAAGAAGGAGAGCUGAUUCAGGAAAAGUUCGAAGUGAAGAAACUUGUGAACUUUCUUAAGCAGGCUUCGGAAGAUGCCAAGAAAUUGGUGAAUCAAGAGAAAUCUUUUGCAUGUGCUGAAAUCGAGAGCGCACGAGCUGUCGUACAAAGGAUUGGCGAGGCCCUUGAGGAACAAGAAAGAAACCAAAGCCCCGGGAAGCGGCAGGAACUUGAAGGACUAAUCGAAGAGGUCCAACAGGCCAGAAGAAUCAAACUAAUGCAUCAGCCUAGAAAGGUUGCGGACAUGGAAAACGAACUUCAAGAGCUGCGGCUUCAGAUUAGAGAGAAGUGUGUAAUUUCGGUGAAUCUUCAAAACGAGCUGGAAAUGAGUAUGAAAUCCGAGGAAAACAUUCGCGGGCUCUACAAAUUAAUUGGUUCCGAGAAGUUAGGUUCUAUUUUACGGAUUCAGCCUUGUUCAGACAAAGCAGUAGAGCUUUCAAAAUGUUCGAUCCAAUGGUUCCGUUUGUCAUCUCAAUGCAGCCGUCGGGAGCCUAUUUUAGGUGCCAACAAGUGCGUCUACGCCCCGGAGCCAAUCGACGUAGGGCGAGUUCUACAGGUCGAGGUAGUGGCAAAUGGCCAUAAAAUCACGAUCACUGCCGAUAGCCAAAUCCAGCAAGCCUCAGACUUCGCGAGCUAUGCCGAGGCGCUUCUGAGAAAACCGAGCAUCGACUUCAGCGUCUGUAUCUUCCAAAUGAACGGCCGGAACUAUUCUUCCCAAUCUACGCACGUGUUCCACAUAGGGAAAACGAGGAUAAAACUUAGCCGAGGAUGGAUCACAAAGGCCCGAGAAUCGUACUCGAAGUCUAUGCUGCUGUGUGGAUUCAGAGGCGGCGGCAACUCCGCAGCCAAGUCGCUGUUUUGGCAAGCCCGGAAAGGACAGUCGUUCGUGCUUGUGUUCGACUCGGAACGGGAUCGAAAUGCAGCGUUGAUCCUCGCCCGGAAGUACGCAUCGGAUUGCAAUGUGUUGCUCGCGGGUCCGGACGACGAUGCUCUGGCGUAAAGAUGGAUAUUCCCCAUUUUGGUUUCGGUUUCGAUUUCGACUUCAAUAUCAGCAUAUUUUUCUUAGCUGGAGAGUGAUGGGAUUUGUGUGUAUGUAAAUGUUGGAAUCCGAAUUGGGAGAGAAGGUUGUGAAAGUGUAAGUGUUGUGUGUAUUAUUGUUGUGUGAUGAAUUCUGUAGGCAUGGUUUUUGGUUUGCCGAAAUUCUUCAACUUUUUAUUUUUUUAUUUUUUUUUUGUGCGAAUUCGAAGCUGUUAUUCUUCAAGUACGUUCUAAUAAAUUUUC